This is a messenger RNA of Pogoniulus pusillus (Red-fronted tinkerbird), 681 nucleotides long. It is a transcript of the gene NDUFA8, whose product is annotated as NADH:ubiquinone oxidoreductase subunit A8. The transcript has 4 exons. Lineage: Eukaryota; Metazoa; Chordata; Aves; Piciformes; Lybiidae. Bases 66 to 584 code for a protein of 172 amino acids. Gene Ontology annotation, biological process: mitochondrial electron transport, NADH to ubiquinone. The record is from RefSeq and is a predicted model, not a curated record.
CGGGGCCGCGCCUGCGCCGCGGCGGCGGGCGCCGAGGGGAGCUCAAGGAGAGCGGCGCUGCCGCCAUGCCCGGCAGCCUGCAGGUGCCCUCCCUGGAGGAGCUCGACGUGCAGGAGGUGAAAGUCAGCUCGUCCGUGCUGAAGGCCGCGGCCCACCACUAUGGCUCGCAGUGCGACCGGCCCAACAAGGAGUUCAUGCUGUGCCGGUGGGAGGAGAAGGAUCCGCGGAGGUGCCUGCAGGAGGGCCGGCAGGUCAACCAGUGCGCCCUCGAGUUCUUCAGGAAGAUUAAGACACACUGUGCAGAGCCAUUCACUGAGUACUGGACCUGCAUUGACUACACCAACUUGCAGGAAUUUCGUCGCUGCCGAAAGCAGCAGGCAGCAUUUGAUAACUGUGUGCUGGAGAAGCUGGGCUGGGUGAGACCUGAUCUGGGAGAGCUCUCCAAGGUAACAAAAGUGAAGACAGACCGUCCUUUCCCUGAGAACGCCUAUCACUCUAGACCUAGGCCAGAGCCAAAUCCACCUAUUGAGGGAGAGCUGAAGCCUUCUCCAUUUGGCAGUAGGCUCUUUUUCUGGACCUGGUGAAGCUGUAACUGUACUGCAAAGAUGAAGUGCUCACAAAUGUAAAUUGUCCUGUGUGCUUGGGGUGUAACUUGAAUGAUUAAAGAACCCCAAACCAUUA